UCAGCUUGGAUAUUGAAAACUAAAGGAUCCUGGGGACAGACGUACAUACGUAUUUAACAAAUAGUCUAAUAUCUGUUAUCGAUAUUUAUAAGAUUGUUUUAAAAAAUCAUAUACAUAGAGUGAGAUAAGCGAGAAAUGAUACUUCUUUUGCAAAUUAAACACACAUAAAAGUGAAAAGUAAAGAAACAAUUUUAAUACAUUCUCGGCGUUGUGUCCAUUGUGACACAUAACAAAUUAUCACCAUGAGCAAGAUGUAUUCCACUGCAAAUUUAUCAGACAAGGAAUUAAAGGAGCAAGGCAAUCGUCUUUUCAGUCUUCAUAAAUAUGAAGAUGCUGCAAACUGUUAUACAAAAGCAAUUAUAAAGAAUCCAACUCAAGCAUUAUACUUCACAAAUCGAGCUUUGUGCCAUCUAAAAUUGAAGCGUUGGGAAUCAUCGUGUCAGGAUUGUAGAAGAGCUUUGGAUAUAGAUCCUUGUUCUGUAAAAGGACACUUUUUCUUGGGUUUAGCUCUACUUGAAUCGGAACUUUAUGAUGAAGCUGUCAAACAUUUACAAAGAGCGGUGGACUUGGCCAAGGAACAGAAAUUAAAUUAUGGGGACGACAUUACCAGUGUCUUGAGGCAAGCACGCAAACGCCGUUUUCAGUUGAGGGAAGAACAGAGGAUUGCACAAGACAUUGAACUUCAGACAUAUUUAAAUCAAUUAUUAGCUGAGGAUGCAGAACGCAAAUUAACUGCUUUAAAUGAUCAAGAAGUCAUAAAAGAUGGAGACAAUAAAUCUGGAACAGAUGCAUCGGGUAGUGAUUUGGCUAGGAGAAAAGAAGAAAUAGAAGAAAAACGAGAUAUUUGUACAGCUCAUCUUAAUGAUUUAUUUGCUAAAGUAGAUGACAGAAGAAGGAAAAGAGAAGUACCAGAUUACUUAUGUGGGAAAAUUAGUUUUGAAAUACUUCAAGAACCUGUCAUAACACCUAGUGGAAUUACUUAUGAACGAAAAGAUAUUGAAGAACACUUACAAAGGGUGGGACAUUUUGAUCCAGUUACACGUGUUCGAUUAACACAAGACCAAUUGAUUCCAAAUUUAGCUAUGAAAGAAGUGGUGGAUACUUUUCUUCAAGAAAAUGAAUGGGCAUUGUAUUAUUAAUGUGUUAAUACAAUAUAUUGCUAUACUUCUUACAUUUGGUUCGUAUAAAACACUAAAAUAUAUUGUCAGUAUAUGAUUUAUUAUUACUUUUGGGAAUAAGCAUUAUUCUUUGUAUGUGCAUAUUGCGUCAUUUCUAUCAGAUGGAAAAAUAGACAUCCAAUACUUUAAAAUAAUUUGAUUUUAAGUUAAACUGACUUUUUACUACAUUAUUUGUAAAUUGUAUACAUAUACUUUGAUGGAAAGUCAAUGAAAAAUACUUAUAAAACUUCUUUGACAGUUUAUAUAUAAAUAGGAUUAUUUAUUGUGUAUAGGUAUGCUCAAUUUAAAAAUAUCUGUAUAUUAGAAUCAACAUGUUACUACUUUAUGCACUCAUAGAUUACAUAAGUUUGAUUAUCGAAUAUGUAUAUCUAAUUUUUUUCACGAAUAACAAGUAAAAUCAUUUAUUUUAUGAUGCAGUUCAAAUUUCUUUAUUUCCUUCAUAAAUAUUUCAUCUACUCAUUUAAUGUUAUGAGUUUAAUCUCUUAGUAAUGAUACAAUGAAGAGAGAGAAUAGCUAUAAUUAAUGCCACAAAAGGUGGUAUAAACCAUUGAUAAAAGGAUGGACGAACAGUCGCUGCUGUGGAAAGCAUAAUCCAACUUAAAAAACGUAAUAUAUUGCUUAAUAUCCAUGAUUCUGAAGAUUUGGAAGACAUUUGUACAAGUUCAAGAGUGCUGCAUACAGCUAGAAUUUCCCAACUAACAAGCAGUAUAGAGUCUUCUGUUAAUAAUCGUGUACUAUAACUAUAAAAAUAUUUCAUUUUUAAUUUUAAUAUUAUAACAAUCAAGUGAUUAAAAUAUUAAUAGAAAGUUAA
This is a messenger RNA of Vespula pensylvanica (western yellowjacket), 1989 nucleotides long. It is a transcript of the gene STUB1, whose product is annotated as E3 ubiquitin-protein ligase CHIP. NCBI's taxonomy places the organism in Eukaryota, Metazoa, Arthropoda, Insecta, Hymenoptera, Vespidae. Bases 243 to 1139 code for a protein of 298 amino acids. The transcript is spliced from 6 exons. Gene Ontology annotation, cellular component: Z disc; cytoplasm. Gene Ontology annotation, biological process: proteasome-mediated ubiquitin-dependent protein catabolic process; positive regulation of proteolysis; cellular response to misfolded protein. The record is from RefSeq and is a predicted model, not a curated record. Gene Ontology annotation, molecular function: protein-folding chaperone binding; ubiquitin protein ligase activity.